This is a messenger RNA of Pan troglodytes (chimpanzee), 1676 nucleotides long. RefSeq names its product X-ray repair cross complementing 2 (gene XRCC2). Lineage: Eukaryota; Metazoa; Chordata; Mammalia; Primates; Hominidae. The record is from RefSeq and is a predicted model, not a curated record. Gene Ontology annotation, molecular function: four-way junction DNA binding; ATP-dependent DNA damage sensor activity; ATP binding. The coding region runs from base 124 to 966 and encodes 280 amino acids. Gene Ontology annotation, cellular component: replication fork; centrosome; Rad51B-Rad51C-Rad51D-XRCC2 complex. Gene Ontology annotation, biological process: double-strand break repair via homologous recombination; DNA strand invasion. The transcript is spliced from 3 exons.
CGGCCUGGCGCAGUGCGCACGCGCGCGGGUGGGCGGGUUUGACUGGCUGUAGAGUCUGCGCAGUUGGUGAAUGGCGUUGGUGGCGGGAAAGUUGAGUCUCUCCUGCGCCGAGCCUUCGGGGCGAUGUGUAGUGCCUUCCAUAGGGCUGAGUCUGGGACCGAGCUCCUUGCCCGACUUGAAGGUAGAAGUUCCUUGAAAGAAAUAGAACCAAAUCUGUUUGCUGAUGAAGAUUCACCUGUGCAUGGUGAUAUUCUUGAAUUUCAUGGCCCAGAAGGAACAGGAAAAACAGAAAUGCUUUAUCACCUAACAGCACGAUGUAUACUUCCCAAAUCAGAAGGUGGCCUGGAAGUAGAAGUCUUAUUUAUUGAUACAGAUUACCACUUUGAUAUGCUCCGGCUAGUUACAAUUCUUGAGCACAGACUAUCCCAAAGCUCUGAAGAAAUAAUCAAAUACUGCCUGGGAAGAUUUUUUUUGGUGUACUGCAGUAGUAGCACCCACUUACUUCUUACACUUUACUCACUAGAAAGUAUGUUUUGUAGUCACCCAUCUCUCUGCCUUUUGAUUUUGGAUAGCCUGUCAGCUUUUUACUGGAUAGACCGCGUCAAUGGAGGAGAAAGUGUGAACUUACAGGAGUCUACUCUGAGGAAAUGUUCUCAGUGCUUAGAGAAGCUUGUAAACGACUAUCGCCUGGUUCUUUUUGCAACGACACAAACUAUAAUGCAGAAAGCCUCGAACUCAUCAGAAGAACCUUCUCAUGCCUCUCCACGACUGUGUGAUGUGGACAUAGACUACAGACCUUAUCUCUGUAAGGCAUGGCAGCAACUGGUGAAGCACAGGAUGUUUUUCUCCAAACAAGAUGAUUCUCAAAGCAGCAACCAAUUUUCAUUAGUUUCACGUUGUUUAAAAAGUAACAGUUUAAAAAAACAUUUUUUUAUUAUUGGAGAAAGUGGGGUUGAAUUUUGUUGAUAUACAUCAUAAAAUAGUCUUUUGCAGGGUACUACGCAAGCCUUAAAAUUUUUCUUAAGACAGAGUCUUGCUCUGUCUCCCAGGCUGGAGUGCAGUGGCACAAUCAUGGCUCACUGCAGCCUUGAACUCCUGGCCUCAAGGGAUCCUCCUAUGUGUGCCUCCUAGAGUGCAGGGAUUACAGGCGUGAGCCACUGCUCGUGGCCAAAAGUUUUCUUUCUUUUUUUUUUUCUUUUUGAAACAGUCUUACUCUGUCUCCCAGGCUGGAGUGCAGUGGCACAAUCUCGGCCCGCUGCAGCCUCCGCCUCCUGGGUUCAAGUGAUUCUUCCACCUCAGCCUCCCAGGUAGCUGGGAUUACAGGCACCCACCACCACGCCUGGCUAAUUUUUGUAUUUUUAAUAGAGAUGGGGGUUUCACCAUGUUGGCCAGGCUGGUCUCGAACUCCGGACCUCAAGUGAUCCACCCACCUCGGCCUCCCAAAGUGCUGGGAUUACAGGCCCGUGCCCAGCCCUAAAGUUUUAAACUCUAGGGGAAUUAACAGUAUUUCUUUACAGAAUGGAUUUGUUAAACUAGCACAGUAAAAGUAAAGACUAUUCUGUUUCUAGGCUGUUGAAUCAAAGUGAUUUUAGCAAUUAAACUUUGUAUUAAGCUUGCUUUAAAAGGAAAUAAAUAAUAUAUACAUAUAUCUGCCUAAAUAAAAUGGACAUGUAUAA